AUAGCAUAGAGAUGCUCCUACCAUGAACUCUUCUGCGCGCCGUCCGCCAAAAUCGUGUCUUCGAUGCCGAGACCACCACCUUCGAUGUGAUGGAGCGAUUCCCUGCGAGUCUUGCUGCAAAGCUAGAGCGAAGUGUGAGCCGACUACAUCGACAUAUCGGUUUCGAUCAGCGCCUCGCCAUAAACGAACCUACGAGUUUUCGCCGGGCCAGCAAUGGGUCAACUCCAAAGCUCCUGGCCGUCUCGCGUACGUUGACAUGACACCUGGGCUGCACCAGAAGCAGAAGCAGAAAAGUCAGAGCUCGUCCCCGUUGCCUGGAGACGGCCCAGGAGGACAGGAAAGCACAAGAUCCUAUACACAGCACGAGGUGUUUGAAUCCACGUCGGGUCAACAUGUUGAAAACCAAACUAUAGUUCAUCAAGAACCAGGCCAGUUGAGGAGUAAUCCACGAGAUGGGAAUCCAACACCGAGAAACAGCCGGCCCCCCGAUUCCAUGACACCUGAAGCACUGUCAAUCCCGUCCAAUCGCAUGUCUAAAGCUCCUUUAUAUGACCUGCCCUCGAGUAACUCUGAAAUCUCGUAUCUCUCUCUGGAAGAAGCCUGUCUUAUCCGCCACUUUGCUGAAAACCUCGCACCUUGGUUUGAUACAAGUGACAGGGACCGUCACUUUGCACUCUUCGUCCCAGAGCGGGCCAUGCAUUGCCCCGUUCUGCGUUAUGCCGUGUUUACUGCCUCGGCGGGUCAUUUAACUCGACUUGCGUGCUGCCGAGGACAAGCUACCGACGAAAUCAACUUCAACGGGAUCCCAAUGCCAGCCCUGACCCCCGAUGCCGCGAUUCGAUAUCACGAUAUUUGCAUCUCACAUCUGAUUGAAAUAUCCAGGGACCCGGCGGAAGAGUAUAACGAAGACGUGUUGACCGCUGCUACGAUACUUCGCUUUUACGAGCAAAUAGAUGAUCCUAUGAUCGGCAACUCCGACACAUACCUGAAUGCUAUCCAGUUUAUUGUAAACACUCAGCAGAACGAAUCCUUCUACGCCUACCAGACAAUCCAAGGACCUCUCCGAGACCCCGACGUUCAUGCUAUGCCGUCUGCAUCACUACGUCACUCCGCCUGUCUGAGUAUCCUUCGGCAGGAGAUCUGGAACGCUUUUCUCAAUCGCCGUCCCUUUCGUUUUCCGGUUUCUCGUGAGAAUAACUAUGAUAUCGCCGAUAUAGCCAAUGACUUUGUCUGGACCAAUCGAGUCAUGGUUUGGGUUGCCGACCUCCUAAUCUUCUGCUUUGGCAAGUACCCGUUGAUGGGCUUUGAGGAGCGCAUGGAGCGGUGGACUAUCCUGAAGUCUGUUGAACAAAGAUGGGACACGUCCAAGCCACCCGCGUUCAAGCCAAUUUUCUACCGCGACCGCGAUGCUUCCAGCGGAAAGCAUUUCCCGGAAAUCUGGCACAUGAAUGCGUGCCAGGUAGCUGGCGCGCAGCAUGUGGAGCUAGGGCGCAUCUUGCUGGCUACGUCAGACCCGCGACAGUCCUCCGCCUUUGGGAUCAACGCCGUCUCCAGGACCUAUGGUCUAGCAGCGGAGCUUCGCACAAUUACGCGGCGGCUAUGUGGUUUGGCCGUAUCCAACGGGAAGUGCCCGGCAGCUUCUGUCACGGCAAUGGUAGGAAUCUCCAUCUGUGGGGAGUAUUUCACAGACUCUGAGGAGCAGCAGGCAAUUGUCCGGUUAUUGAAUGAGCUGGAAUAUGACCACGCAUGGCCGACGGCAAGAACCGUCGGGCAGCUGAGAAGGGCGUGGGAACAGACUUCGUGA
Molecule: messenger RNA, 1804 nt
Organism: Aspergillus steynii IBT 23096
Lineage: Eukaryota; Fungi; Ascomycota; Eurotiomycetes; Eurotiales; Aspergillaceae
Product: Zn(II)2Cys6 transcription factor
Exons: 6
Coding region: 23-1804 (593 amino acids)
Biological process (GO): positive regulation of transcription by RNA polymerase II
Cellular component (GO): nucleus
Molecular function (GO): zinc ion binding; transcription cis-regulatory region binding; DNA-binding transcription factor activity, RNA polymerase II-specific
Source: RefSeq, a predicted model, not a curated record